AUGUCAUACAUCAACCAAGUUCUGGAAACUCUCCACAAAACCAGGAACAUCCCUGUCUCCAGCGCACACUUUGAACAAGCACCCUCAACCAAUAUUCUCGAUCAGAUUGCGUCUAUAUCCACCUGGUUGAAGAGCGAAGGCUACGACCGUGAAGCCACUGCACUCGGCGACGUCCUAGUAAUAUGCAAGGAACCAAAGGACCUCGGCGGUCUCGGUCUAGCGGAUUCGACCGGCGACGAAAGCAUCGCGCCAGAAAAAGAGGCGGAGAUCCUGUUCCUCAUCUCGGCCUGGUUGGAGUCUCUCAACUCCAUCGACAGAGCCAAGUCGCGCCCUGCUUGCCUAACCAUUCGACCAGCUGGUCGUCGGGGGAUGACGCUGAGCGAGAAGAUAUUUGCGCUGCAUGACAUCAAUGGAAAAGGAUGGGUCGCGCCGGGAGAGCUGAUCCGUGUGGACGUGGACUGGGUCAUUGCUUCAGAGGCUUCAUGGGCGGGCAUGGAACGCACGUAUAAUGAUCUCGGAAAACCAGGGAUCUUUCGAAACGACCGGUUCUGGAUAGCCGGGGACCAUGUCGUUGAUCCUCGCGUGAACAGUCUUCCUAAAGUCCAGGCGCUGAUCGAUGCGAGCGAACGGGCAAAGCGCGUGUUUAAGAUGACCAACUAUCAGGGGCUGAACUAUACGAUCCUCCACACCGAGUUCUACCGCGAACGAGCCCAGCCCGGGAUGAUCGUCAUCGGAUCCGACUCCCACACUUGUUCCUCAGGCGCUGUAGGGUGUCUUGCCAUUGGACUGGGCGCCGCCGAUGUAACGAUGCCUUUGGUUACUGGUGAAACAUGGAUUAAAGUGCCCGAGUGUGUGAAUAUCCGUUUAACUGGCAAACUCAGAACGGGGAUAAGUGGGAAAGACACCAUCCUCUACAUUCUGCAGCAGCUCAAACGAAACACCGUUGCCGCAGACAGAAUCGUCGAGUUCACCGGGCCUGGAGCAAAACACCUCUCGUCCGAUGCCCGGUUUGCGAUCUGCAACAUGACUACAGAAUUCGGUGGAAUCACUGGAGUCUUUGUACCCGACCACGUAACGUCGGAUUUCAUCCAAAAGAGGAAGUUGCCACGGCAUAGAGAUGCAUCUAUCUACUUUCGACCGGACGACGAUGCACAAUACGUCGAGACUCACGAAAUCGAUCUGAGCAAGGUUUGUUCAUUCAUGGCACGGUAUCCAAAUCCAGACGACGUAGUGCCUGUCACAGACCACGAAGGCAUGCCCCUGGACGGGUGCUUUAUUGGAGCCUGUACCACUGCCGAAGAAGACCUCAUACUAGCGGCUCUGGUCCUUGAGCAAGGAUUGAAGAAAGGGAUGAAGCCCGUGUCCCGAGGGAAAAGAAAGGUCGUUCCAGGCUCUAUGCCUAUCCUGCGCCGUCUUCGGGCGUUAGGGUUGGCGGGGGUCUAUGAAACUGCUGGCUUCGAGAUUGGUGUCCCGGGCUGCAGCUACUGCGUUGGGAUGUCGGCAGAUCAGGCAGCGCCUGGGGAGGUGUGGCUUUCAUCGCAGAAUAGAAAUUUUGAGAACCGGAUGGGCAAGGGGUCGUUUGGGAACCUGGCCUCAGCGGCAACAGUGGCUGCGUCGUCGUUUGAGAUGAAACUAAGAGACCCAGGGGUGCUUCUGGAUCAAAUGGACCUCGAGAGGUGGCACGAUUUGCGUGACAUUUCUGCUGAGUGUGCGGAGGGGAGGCAUACCGAUGGGCCGACGUACGUUGAACCAAGCAGUUACUCGGCUGUAGAGAUGCACAACACAGCCCCGUCCAGCUCCUCAUCAGAAUCGCAGAACAUGGUCUCUAUGUGUAAAGAUGGAAACGUGAUGACAGGAAAGAUCCAGCGUCUGGGCGAUUUUAUCGAUACCGAUGCUUUGGCCCCCGCCGAGUUCUUGAUUGAAAUGAAGAACAAUGAGAUAGCUGGACAGCACUGCUUACAAUACACUCACCCAAACUUCCGUCAACGCGUCAAGGAGGGAUUCAACAUUGUGGUUGCCGGGAAAGCAUUCGGAUGCGGUUCGUCUCGUGAACAGGCUGUCAUGGCCCUUCUAGGUUGCGGCGUGCAAUGUGUGAUCGCCAAGUCCUUCGCUUUCAUCUUCCAGCGCAACAUGCCCAAUCUUGGCCUUCUGGGUAUUACUAUGACGGAUGAAGAAUUCUACGAAGCUGCUCAGGACAGCACAAAGAUAUCUAUUCACUUUGAUAACAGAGUUGUCAGUGUGGGAGACAAACGCUACGGGUUUGAGCUGAGCCAGAUGGAGCAGAAGCUCUUCCAAUACGGGGGGAUUGCCUCGGCAUUCCAGAAAUUUGGCAAACGCCUGUUCGAGAGGAUGAUGUCUCACAGGGCAGUGCGGACGAGGGACAUCUCGCUUGGAUUUAGUGAGAGCGGUCCGGGGCAAAAACAGGACCUGGAAUGGUAG
Molecule: messenger RNA, 2439 nt
Organism: Aspergillus terreus NIH2624
Lineage: Eukaryota; Fungi; Ascomycota; Eurotiomycetes; Eurotiales; Aspergillaceae
Gene: acoC
Product: aconitase family protein
Exons: 8
Coding region: 1-2439 (812 amino acids)
Molecular function (GO): hydro-lyase activity
Source: RefSeq, a predicted model, not a curated record